Molecule: messenger RNA, 636 nt
Organism: Protopolystoma xenopodis
Lineage: Eukaryota; Metazoa; Platyhelminthes; Monogenea; Polystomatidea; Polystomatidae
Source: the annotation of a GenBank genome assembly
AUGAUGUACAUUACUAGUGUUAUUAUCGCUUUCUUGACCGUCACAGAUAUGCAUUUCCAGUAUAAUGGAUUCCUUUUCGGCUUCUUAUUUAUGUCACUCUCAUCUUUACUCCAGCGUAACUUUAUCCAAGGCUCCUUUUGGUUUAUAUUUCUAGUAAAUACGAAGCAUACAUUCUUGUAUAUUGCUCCUGCAUUCUUUGUUUUCAUACUGUGCAACUACUGUAUAAAAAAUGAAGGUAUCUUUCAUGCUAAAAUGUUCAUCCUAGAUGGAAAGAUUACAUUUAACUUCAAAAAUUUGUUCAAAGUUAUUUCUACUGUGUUAGCGGUCACAAUGCUUUCGUUUGGACCCUUCAUCUUUCUAGGUCAAUUUUCUCAACUCUUUGAUCGCCUUUUUCCGUUUCGUCGUGGACUCAGUCAUGCAUACUGGGCACCUAAUUUCUGGGCCCUUUAUAAUUCUCUAGACAAGUUCCUCGAGCUUCUAUGUCACCACGGAACUCAUAAAAAGGCCCGAAUGACUGGAGGCCUCGUUCGAGAGUAUGAGCAUGCUAUCUUACCAGGCAUCAGACCGCUCCACACAGCUUGCAUAACUCUGAUGGUGAUAAUUGUGAGUUUUUGUUGUCUUAAUUUAUAUCUUUAA